AUGAAGAGAACUAGAGAAGAAGUUGAAAAGGAAGAUAAAGAAAGAGCUCAAUUACCUGAUGAGUUUGUUGCAGCACAUUCAGAUGAGUUCAUCAAAGCUUGUGACUUCAUUUUAUCCAAAGAACCAUCUUUUAUCGAUAUAAUUACUGCAACAAAUUUUGAACUAUUCUUAAGGGAAGCUGCACCUUUCGAAAUAACUUUAAAAUCUGCAUUCACCAAGCUUUCCUGUGCUAUCAUUGCUCAACAAAUUAGUGGUAAAGCAGGCAAUUCUAUCAAGGGUAGAGUAAUAGAUUUAUUUGAUGGUACUUUCCCAACAUACCAACAAUUGAAAGAGGCCUUCAAAAAUGAUAAAAGGAAACAGGAGGUACGUGGAUGUGGUGUGAGUGCAAGAAAGGUAACAUACCUAGAAUCAUUAGUAAACUAUUUUGUAGAGAAAGAAGAUGAGAUCGACAAAAUGUUUAAAGAGACUGGUAACGAUCAGGAGGUUAUUGAUCAUUUAGUCGAAAAUAUUAAAGGAGUAGGUGUUUGGAGUGCCAAAAUGUUUUUAAUCACCGGUUUGAAAAGAUACGAUGUAUUUGCAUCUGAAGAUUUAGGAGCCGCUAGAGGUUGUUCAAGAUAUUUUUCAGAGAACCCUGAACUAUUGAAAGAAUUGACUGCAAAGAGAACAGAAGUCAUUAAAAGUAAACACAAAAAGAAUUCAAAUUGGAAAGUUUAUGACGAUGAUUUGGUGAUAAGCUGUGGAGAUAGGUUUGCUCCCUAUAGAACAGUAUUUAUGUUCAUUCUUUGGAGACUAUCAGCUACAAACGUAGAGGUUAUUGCCAAUAAUGAAAGGCAAUUCGUGCGUGACUGA
Vanderwaltozyma polyspora DSM 70294 is the source of this 849-nucleotide messenger RNA. It is a transcript of the gene MAG1, whose product is annotated as DNA-3-methyladenine glycosylase II. The transcript has a single exon. Gene Ontology annotation, biological process: DNA alkylation repair; base-excision repair, AP site formation; base-excision repair. The coding region runs from base 1 to 849 and encodes 282 amino acids. NCBI's taxonomy places the organism in Eukaryota, Fungi, Ascomycota, Saccharomycetes, Saccharomycetales, Saccharomycetaceae. The record is from RefSeq and is a predicted model, not a curated record. Gene Ontology annotation, cellular component: protein-DNA complex; nucleus. Gene Ontology annotation, molecular function: alkylated DNA binding; DNA-7-methylguanine glycosylase activity; DNA-3-methyladenine glycosylase activity.